Messenger RNA from Rhopilema esculentum, 472 nucleotides. NCBI's taxonomy places the organism in Eukaryota, Metazoa, Cnidaria, Scyphozoa, Rhizostomeae, Rhizostomatidae. The record is from RefSeq and is a predicted model, not a curated record.
AAACAAUAUACUUGCAGUGCUGUUUCUAUAGAAAUGAGCUGUAUACCACGUAUAGAUCAAACAACAAGUCCUCGGAUAUACAGCUUUCUGGAAAAUGUGGAAAGAGGACUUUAAGCAUGUGGAAAUUUCAAGGGGAAAAGGCAGUUUUACAAAAUGUGGCGUCUGUGUGCUUUUGAAGGAUUUGACUACUGCUUCCACAAAUCCAGACAGAAGAAAAAGACUUGUUCAGAAAAAGACAAAGCACAUUGAGCAGCAACAGAGCCAGACCCAAUGGGACUAUGCCAAACAGGGAAAUCUAUAUUCCUCAUACAAACACCACACUACCCUCAAAGCGUUGAUUGCAGUGACCCUCAAUGGGAGUGCAUGUUUUGUGUCUGAUUUCUAUGAAGGAAGCCUUGAUGAUGAUGCCAUUACUCAAAGAUGUGGGAUCUUAGAUUACAUUGGGCCUGGAGACCUUCUGUUAGUGGAUUAA